AUGGCAUCGAAUGGUACGCACAACGACUUCAUCAACAUCACCACGCCACACUCGCGCGCGCCCAGCAUGGUUCAGGAAACGCCAGCCUCCGCGCCGCGGCCGCGCUUGCCAGUCAGGAAACAAGCGCCCCAGAGGAACAUUGACGAGUUCUGGAACAAGUUUACGACCAAACACCCUGGCAAGAUCUUUACGAUCUUACCCGACAACCUGUACGCGAAACGCGCCGCCGCACAUGCGCCGAAAGGAUCCAUACCCGGCGUCAAUGCGCUUGCGUCAUACGAGGAAGCCAAAGAAGCCUGCACCAGAAAGGUCGCAAAGAUCGUUAAGGAAUGCCGACGAUUGAAUCAAAAGUACAGAGAUCCACAUUUCGACAUCGAAGCAGACUUCAAACGAUCGCAAGCCUUUCCGGAUACACCAGCAGACUGUCUGACUGGGCUGAAUGAAGAAAAGACCGAUUUCCAUCCUCUAUCGGUCAAGAGAGUUGAGGACAUCUUCGACGACCCACGAUUCUACAUUGGCGGCGCUACAGCGAACGAUGUACGACAGGGAAACGACGGCGACUGCUGGUUUAUGUCAGCACUAGCGACGAUCUCGAAUAAGGAAGAGUUAAUACAACGGGUGUGCGUUGCCCGUGACGAGAAGGUUGGCGUUUACGGCUUCGUCUUCCACAGAGAUGGCGAAUGGAUUUCAGAGGUUAUCGACGACAAGCUUUACCUCAUCAAAGAAGAUUUCGACGAAGCCAAGCUCGAGCGCUAUCACUGGCUGGAGCUUCAGAACCGCAAGAGUCCAGAAGACGAAUACCGCACUGUGAUGCAAACUGGCUCGCGAGCGCUGUACUUUGCACAAUGUAGUGACCCCAACGAGACGUGGCUACCAUUGCUCGAAAAGGCCUUUGCCAAAGCACAUGGCGAUUACAGUGCCAUCGACGGAGGCUUUGUUGGGGAGGGUAUCGAGGACCUCACCGGAGGUGUCACGUCAGAGGUCUUUGCGACCGAUAUCCUGGACAAGGACAAGUUCUGGCGUGAAGAGCUUAUGAACGUCAACAAAACGUUCCUCUUCGGAUGUGGCCAGAUGGGUGGUAUCUACGGUGCGCGCAAGGGCAUUCAGGAGAAGCACGCAUACUCUGUCAUGGAGGCACGCGAGAUCGAUGGGCAGCGACUACUGAAGCUUCGAAACCCCUGGGGCCGAACCGAGUGGACUGGUCGCUGGAGCGAUGGUUCAGAAGAAUGGACUCCGGAAUGGAUGAAGAAGCUUGAUCAUAAGUUCGGUGACGAUGGUGUCUUCUGGAUCUCCUACAAAGACCUGUUGCGCACAUAUCAACACUUUGAUCGCACUAGGCUCUUUGGCCCGGAAUGGACGGUGUCUCAACAAUGGACCAGUGUCAACGUUCCUUGGAGCGUCGAUUACCUUGACACCAAGUUCAGGAUACACCUCGCUAAAGGUGGCCCCGUCGUCAUUGUCCUCAGUCAGCUUGAUGAUCGCUACUACCAAGGCCUCGAAGGGCAGUAUGAGUUCAACCUACAAUUUCGUCUCCACAAGGAUGAUGAAGAAGAAUACAUCGUUCGCAGCAACGGUACAUAUUACAUGAAGCGCUCUGUCUCCACAGAGCUGGACCUCGAGGCUGGCAACUACACUGUCCUGCUUAAGAUCAAAGCAACCCGGAUCCCAGAUAACCCAACUCCGGAUGAAGUCAUCCGGGCCACAUGCACCAAGCGGCGCGAGAAGCUCCUUGCGAUCGGUCUUUCCUACGACCUUGCUCAUGCCAAAGGGCAGUUCAGAGAGCAGGAAAAGGACAAGGCACAGCGUGAGAAAGAGCAAAAGGCCGAGCGGAAGAAGGCUGAGCUCAGGCUGGCACAUGAACGUCGUAAGAGGCUGCGCCGAAAGGCUGAGCUGCGCGAACAGAAGAAAGCUGCCAAAGAGACGCGCAAGCUAAACCGAUCCGGUGAGAUGGCAGAAGUCGAGAGAAAGUUACACGACCUAUCUGGUCUUGGAAUCAACGUUGACGAAGACAACCGUACUUCUGGCGACGAAGAGGUCAAGCCUGUUCACCAAGCUGUUUCCAGGCAUCGCCGCACAUCGAGCCUUGAUCCACAUCGUGAACGCUCGGCAAGCCCUGGUGGCGGUUUUGGUGGUCGAGGAGGCUACAACAACAAAGGCCGAGACGGCUAUAACGCAUCGCUUCCCGGGACAUUCCAAGGACGUGGCGGCUACAAUCGUGACAGUAUCGGGGCCGCAACCUCUGAGGCUACUAUACUCCAAGCGCGAAGCGGCUAUCAUAGCUCACAAGCCUCUCCUGCUGCCCACAGCCAAGGGUUUCAAGGACGUGGUGGUUACAACCAGAACAUGCCCGGUGAGUUCCAAGGACGCGGAGGCUAUAAUCAAAACAUGCCUGGAGACUUCCAGGGCAGGGGAGGCUACAAUCAGUUGCCUGGUGAAUUCCAGGGCCGUGGUGGUUACAAUAACGAAUUGCCUGGCACCUACCAAGGCCGCGAUGGGUAUAACGAAGGCCAGGUGACAGAUUCACCAAUACCUACGCCGUUACCGACACCACUUGCGACUCCGAUGACCGACGAGUUCCGUCCCGGCACCCCCGGCCAGAGGACAUUCAGCCCUCGUCCCGAGCGUCGAUCACCAGCUGCCUCGCGCCGGGCUACGCUUACUCCCAUCCCUGGUGUCCGACCUGGUAUUCAGGUAACUCGUGGGCGAAGUGCUAGUGAUUACUCGCACCGUGCUCAAAACGGAAUGCACUCACCUGAGGACAUGUCAGACUCCUCCUGGGAUUCUGAAAUUGAUGGCCCUUGUUCUCUCGAUUCUGAUCUUUCUGAUGACGAAGACAACAUCCCCCGCAUAUUCUCAGAACGCCAACCUCGCUACGUAUGGUACAAUGGCGCACGCUACCCAUACAUCGAGGACGAAGAUGAAUUCGAGCGCGAUCCUUGGAACGCCGUGUGUGUCGUGGGGCUUCGUGUCUUCAGCAAGGACAAUACAGAUGUCACGAUCGAGGUGCACAACGGCGAGGGAGAGUCUAGAAAGAAAUCUGAUGGAGACGAUGCAAGUGUGACGACCAUGGGCACGGUCAGACGUAAAGAAAAGGAGCUUGAUGUUGACGACAGUGCCGCAGAUGCCACUAGUCCGAUGCGGAAAAGGAAUACUGGCCUUGAAGAUGAGCUCAGUGCACGAUUGAAUCGGGACGAGGAGGCUGAGCUUGUGAGCCAUGUUGGCACUGCGCCAGCGGGCAUGGAGAGGAGUCGUCAAGGGACGCUGAGUUGA
This is a messenger RNA of Alternaria arborescens, 3270 nucleotides long. RefSeq lists its product as hypothetical. The coding region runs from base 1 to 3270 and encodes 1089 amino acids. Gene Ontology annotation, biological process: proteolysis. NCBI's taxonomy places the organism in Eukaryota, Fungi, Ascomycota, Dothideomycetes, Pleosporales, Pleosporaceae. The record is from RefSeq and is a predicted model, not a curated record. The transcript has 3 exons. Gene Ontology annotation, molecular function: calcium-dependent cysteine-type endopeptidase activity. Gene Ontology annotation, cellular component: cytoplasm.